Pseudophryne corroboree (corroboree frog) is the source of this 2359-nucleotide messenger RNA. RefSeq lists its product as uncharacterized. Gene Ontology annotation, biological process: negative regulation of gene expression, epigenetic; negative regulation of DNA-templated transcription; protein localization to heterochromatin. Gene Ontology annotation, cellular component: nucleoplasm. The coding region runs from base 178 to 2025 and encodes 615 amino acids. The record is from RefSeq and is a predicted model, not a curated record. The transcript has 9 exons. NCBI's taxonomy places the organism in Eukaryota, Metazoa, Chordata, Amphibia, Anura, Myobatrachidae.
CCGCUAUGUAUUGUGUGUGAGUGGCUUUUCUCCCAGCUCGGAGGAUGUGGAGGAGGGGCUGUAACUGAGACACACUGUAACAUUUGUCUGGGGGAAGUUGCUGGCGGUACUGUGUGUUACUGGAGGCUGCUGCAGCUGGCGGAAGGCUUCAGGCCAGGCUGGACAGGUUCAGAAGAGAUGUAUCAACGUAGCGGAAACCGGGGAUGGCAUCAUGGGCACCACCAGAGUGAUAUUCAUGCACCUAGGAAACCCCACUCAAGGCCAUACAGAGGAGGCUACCAUGAUCAUAGAGGACAUGGCAAUUAUGGCCCAUAUCAUGACAGUCCAUGCAAUGACAGAAAUUUCAAUGACAAUGAAUAUGUGGAAUAUCCAGAGACUCCGUACCGUGAUUUCCUAGAAGACAGAAACUAUAAGGAAUAUAGAGACCACAGAGACCCUGCUUACCAUAGUGGUAGGCAUCAUAACAGUAGCAAUAACAAAUUUUCUGGUUACCAUGGAGGCUAUCAGCGGGACCGUGGACAGUCCUCACAUUAUCAGAACAAGACCUCAGAACCCCAUUACAAGAAAUAUGACUGUAAACCUGCGAAGAGUUAUAAAAAAGAAAACGAAGUUCGAGUAACGACCUCUACAGCAAAAGCUUUACAAACAGUGUGCCAUAAUUCCGGUCCCACUGUUAUAACGUUAACCACCAGCAGCUCUGAGAUUGAAAGUGAGUCUAAGAGUCCAGCACAAGAUAAAACAAAGGCUUCACAUAUUUGUGAGAAGCCUCCACAAGAGUGUACAAAGGCUGGAAAAGUUUGUGAGAAGCCUUCACAGGAGAGUACAAAGGCUGGACAAGUUUGUGAGAAGCCUCCACAAGAGAGUACAAAAGCUGGACAAGUUUGUGAGAAGCCUUCACAAGAGAGUACAAAGGCUGGACAAGUUUGUGAGAACCCUUCACAAGAGAGUACAAAGGCUGGACAAGUUUGUGAGAAGCCUUCACAAGAGAGUACAAAGGCUGGACAAGUUUGUGAUAAACCUUCACAAGAAAGUACAAAGGCUGGACAAGUAUAUAUGAAGUCUUCACACGAUAGUACAAAGACUGCACAACUUUAUGUGAAUCCUUCACAAGAGAGUGUAAAAGCUACACAAGUAUAUAAGAAGCCUUCACAAGAGAGUGCAAAGGCUACACAAGUUUGUGAGAAGCCUUCCCAAGAGAGUAUAAACACUUCACAAAUUUAUGAGAAACCUUCACAAGAAAGUCUAAAUGCUACACAAUUAUAUAAGAAGCCUUCACAAGAGAUUUCAAAGUCUGCACAAGAGUGUGCAAAGGUUGUACAAGUGUGUGAGAGCUCACAAAAGUGUGCAAAUAAAAGUAAUGUGAAAAAAGAGCUUAUGCAUCAAGUAUGUGAUCGGCAAAAAGAGAAAGUUGAAAAGGCACCUCCUGCUUGUGAUACAAAGACUGUCCUAAAAACCAAAGAGGAUAUUGUUGCAGCAGAGGAAAGGCCUCAAGAAAGGCAGAUGCUGAUGAGAGCAUGUACAGGAAAAAGGUUGCACUCGGAAGAGAGAGAUUAUAUACUCAAUGAAAACCAAAAAGAUGCAGAAACCUGUGUAGGAAAGCGCAUAUGUAGGAGCCAAGAUCACUACAUGGAUGAAAGCUACAUGGAGAAGACUGUUCAGAUUCCACUGCUGGGUGAAUUCGUAGACAUGUCCCCAGAGACUAUUGUUCCUGUUGGCACCAUUAAACAAGAAAACUCUCUACCUGCUGUGGAAUGUGGUCUGUCUGACAAUGCGCAAAACCUGCGUACAGCAUUUAUCUUGGCGAGAAAAGAAGAGAUUGAGCUGGCUUUUGCUCAAGACUGUAAGUCCUUUGCUUGUGUUGCAAGCACAUUACUGAAAAAAGAUCCAACUAUAGAAGCUGCUGUGACGAAUGCCCUUCGAUCUAGUCUGCAGGAGGUGGCUGGACGCUGUGUGCAGGAACUGACUAACUUCAUAGAUCACUAUGACAAAGUUCUUGUUAACACUUCAAAUAGAUUACAGGAAUAGGACAUAUGUGGAACCAGUACAGACUCUAAAGAAGUACAGUACAGUAUUAGGUCAAUCGGGUUGUUGAGUUAGCCUGAGUCUGUUUUGUUUUUUUGGGAGGGGGGUUUUUUUGCUGUUUUUUUUUUUUUUUUGAGGUUUCUGUUAUGAAGGCAUUUUAUAGAAUUGUUGUUUCUGCUGCUAUUACUCAAUGGCUUUGCUUAUUACAUUUAGUUCCAGUCUUCCUGAUUGCUUUUGUCAUCUAGUGCAAUAAAAAUUAAAUAUAUUUUCUCUGAGCCCUUCUGCAAAAUAAAAUAUGGAGAUGGAACAAAAUAAAGACCUGCAGCAAUAUAAAAAA